Lycium barbarum (goji berry) is the source of this 3436-nucleotide messenger RNA. RefSeq lists its product as uncharacterized. The record is from RefSeq and is a predicted model, not a curated record. The coding region runs from base 1335 to 3134 and encodes 599 amino acids. Lineage: Eukaryota; Viridiplantae; Streptophyta; Magnoliopsida; Solanales; Solanaceae. Gene Ontology annotation, biological process: lipid metabolic process. The transcript has 9 exons.
UGCCUUUAUACCUCAAAUUUUAGCUCCUUUAUUUAUUGCCCGUGACCGGAAUUGUAGCUGCAACUUCGGAUGAAACGUUAUUUCAUCAUUUUGGACUUUACCUUUUUGGGUUAUUUGGCGGGGGGAAGGUAAUUUGUCGAUUUUUCGCCAGUAUUAGGUCAAAUGCUAAAUUGUUUGUGUGUAUGCAUGGUGGGAGAAUUCCUCUUAUUUUGAUGUCUUUCAACAUAGUGUGAAAGAAAUUGAGAUUUAGUGGGCGUUUGGACAUAAGGAUUGUGAAAUUUGGAAAAAUGUAGUUUUUGUUUUCAAGUUGAAAAUGGUAUUUGAAAACCAGAGUUGCGUUUGGACAUGAAUACAAACUGGAGUUGUUUUUGGAUUUUGCGAGUGAUUUGGAGUGACAAUAGCCUUUUGGAGUUUUUCAAUUUCUGGAAAAUUUAACAGUUGUAUGUCCAAACAGUUUUGCGGAAUAAUCUUCCAGAAAAAGUGAACACUAUCCAUGGCCAAACAGGCCCUUAGAAUGAUAAGCAUAAGAACAGCAGCUUACCCGAAGAGGUAUGAUCAAGUGAUGGACUUCUUGAGUGUUUAUUCCAAAAAAUUGGGGAAAGGGUAGACUUUUUACUUGUAUAACAAGUAGAAUUAUGAUGACAACAAUUUGGUGGGGCUGUUGUUAGAGAGGAUGCCAAAAGGAUAUUGUUUACUAUCACUGCGAGCAUCAAUUUGUUUGUUGCUAAUUGAAUCAUGAUACCAUCAGAUAAAUGCAUAUGAUGUUCAAGUACAUAUAACUCGAUUUACCAAGAAGUGCUCUGAGAAUAAGAUUGAAUAAGCGGGAAGAGUUUGCGUGUACAUACGGAGUAUCAUGUUGAAGACGAUGAGUUAUAGAGAGAGCCAGACUGAUAAUAAGGGAGAAAAUUGACAUUGGUUCCUUAUAUGUCAAAAAGAGAGCCCUUUAUAUCAGUGGACAAUGAGGGUUUUCUAAGUAAACCUGGAGGGACGUGUAUUUGUUUUUUAUACUUUACCCUGUAGCAUAAAUGAGCGAACUAGGUUAAUCACUUGCGGGAAGAAGACUAAAAUUACCAUGUAGAGAAUAGGUGGAACUAGGGGAGAUACUGUUAUUAGCUAUAUCGGAAGAAAAGACAUUUUCGGUGUAUUCAAGGUUGACACAGCUGAAGACUUCUGAUAUUAGCUAUAUCAAAAGAAAAGACAUUUUCAGUUUAUAAAACAGUCAGUUAAAACAUUCACUUAUGAGUCAUUGAACAAUGUUGUGAGGUUGAUAAAUGGGGUGUCAGCACUAUUGCUGACAAUAUUGCCAGGGAAUUCUUCUAUUCUUGAAGGUAUCCAUGGUUGGGAGCUUCGCCCAGCAUUUCGUGGGCCUAGACUUCCACGCUGGAUGGAAGAAAUACUCAUCACAAGAAGAUGUUGAUGAAAACAUUGGUCCAACGUCUCCUCUGUCACAAAGUUCUCGAGCUUCCAGAGUGAGCAGUUUUACCAGGCAGAGCCGCAAUUGGGUACAUUUGCUCGGAUACAUCUUCUCAUGGUUCCUUUUCCCCAUUAAAUUUAUGUUGGGCAUACCGUUGUAUCUCUAUGGUUCACAUACUACGCCUGGGAGCCUCCAGCCUCCCCAUCUGCGAGCUACCAAGAGAAUACAGUCACUCAGGGACCACUUUGUCCAACGUGCCGCUGACAGAAGGCGAGGUGUAGUUGAGGAUCUCCAUCUAGCAAUUGAGAUCAUGAUUGAGACUGUCUUUGGAGUCGUUCACAAGGCAGCACAUUGUCUUCUUUCUCCGAUAGUCACAUUUACGGAAGUGGUGAAAUGGUUCUUUUCUCAUAUGAGUGGUCCUGAGGUUGUUCCUGCUGAUGGUUCAGCUGUAUCUGUACCUACGGAUACUCUUUCAGAGAAUGAUCCUACGCCUAGGGAACGACAAACAGGCUUUUAUCAUUCACUUAAUACAGAUGCUAGGACGUGUCAAGAUGUCAUAACAGAGCUUGGGUACCCAUAUGAAGCUCUUCGUGUGGUAACUAAAGAUGGAUAUAUUCUCCAUUUGGAGAGAAUUCCAAGACGUGAUGCUCAGAAAGUUGUUUAUUUGCAACAUGGGGUUUUUGAUUCAUCCAUGGGUUGGGUAUCAAAUGGAGUUGUUGGUUCUCCGGCAUUUGCAGCCUAUGAUCAAGGGUAUGAUGUUUUCCUCGGAAAUUUUCGCGGACUGGUUUCGAGAGAACACGUUGACAGAAAUAUAUCCCCACAACAAUACUGGCGGUAUUCCAUAAAUGAGCACGGGACACAAGAUAUACCUGCAAUGAUAGAGAAGAUCCACGAAAUAAAAGUUUCUGAAUUGAAAAAUAGCCAAGAGGGUCUCGAGGGAGAGUGUGAGAGUGAUCAACCUUACAAGCUCUGUGCUAUUUCCCAUAGUUUGGGUGGAGCUGCUAUUCUGAUGCAUGUCAUAACCCAGCGAAUUGAGGAAAAACCCCAUAGGCUUUCAAGAUUAAUCUUGUUAUCACCUGCUGGCUUCCAUCAUGAUUCAAAUCCUGUAUUCACGGUGAUGGAGUACGUAUUCCUAAUGUUAUCUCCUUUGCUGAUGCCCUUUGUGCCAGCUUUCUAUAUACCCACUCGGUUUUUCCGCAUGUUGGUCAACAAGUUGGCUCGGGACUUCCAUAACUUACCUGCUGUUGGAGGCCUGGUGCAAACCCUUAUAAGUUAUGUGGUCGGUGGAGACAGUUCAAAUUGGGUCGGAGCUUUAGGAUUAUCACAUUACAAUAUGAAUGACAUGCCAGCUGUUUCAUUUCGCGUGGCACUUCACAUGGCACAGAUUAAACGCGGUCGUAAAUUUAUCAUGUUUGACUACGGGAGUGCUGCUGCAAACAUGGAAGUCUAUGGUUCACCACAGCCUUUGGAUUUGGGGGAGUACUAUAUCCUUAUUGGCAUUCCUGUUGAUCUUGUUGCUGGGCACAAGGACAAGGUCAUCAGGCCAUCCAUGGUUAGGAAACAUUAUGACGUAAUGACUGAUGCAGGUGUAGAUGUAUCAUAUAAUGAGUUUGAGUACGCGCAUCUGGAUUUUACAUUUUCUCAUCGUGAGGAACUACUCGCAUAUGUUGUGUCUCGGUUAGCAUUAGUAGGGCAUUCGACAAAGCAACCAACUGGGUAGAAGUCACUAAGGCAUCGGAGAAAUGAGGGACAACCGAGCAGCCAUUAUGGUGUAAUGCUGCAAAAGCCCGAGACACAUGUUUUUUCCCGGUGUGCUUCAGGUUGUAUUUAAGAAUGGAUAUAUGAGAAUAUGGGGAACACACUGUUAUAUUCCCUAAUGCUCUGGGAAGGGGAUUCGCCUAUGUAUAGUACCGUGUGUUGUAAUAGAUUUGUUUGAGGUGCGGUUGGAAGUGGAUGUUAUUGCUCUGCAUAUAGUUUCUUUAUGUUGUAAGAAUCAGAGAUUUUCCAAGGUUCAUUGGGGAA